Molecule: messenger RNA, 3871 nt
Organism: Cololabis saira (Pacific saury)
Lineage: Eukaryota; Metazoa; Chordata; Actinopteri; Beloniformes; Belonidae
Product: P2Y purinoceptor 13-like
Exons: 4
Coding region: 111-1166 (351 amino acids)
Biological process (GO): G protein-coupled receptor signaling pathway; negative regulation of adenylate cyclase activity
Cellular component (GO): membrane
Molecular function (GO): G protein-coupled purinergic nucleotide receptor activity
Source: RefSeq, a predicted model, not a curated record
AAGGAAGGAAAGGGUCUUUCACCCGGAGGAAGGCUGGCAAACUCAUUGGGAUUGUGACAAGACAGCCACACAGCAGCUCCAGAGACCACCCAUUGUCCAGCAAGAAUCCAAUGAUGAACAACACUCUGUCCAAUACAUCAUUCAAGUGUGUUAGGGAUACCAGUGUAACAUCGGUGGUCUUUCCCUGUCUAUACAGUCUCCUUUUCAUAUUUGCUUUUAUUCUGAACUCUCUGGCUGCAUGGAUCUUCUUCAACAUCCCCAGCACCUCAACAUUUCUGGUCUUCCUGAAAAAUGUGGUGGUGGCUGACUUGCUGAUGACUUUGACCAUCCCUGUGAAAGUCUUAACCGACGCUGAUAUAGGUUCCUGGCAUCUGCGAGCCUUCUACUGCCGAUACUCUGCUGUUCUUUUUUACAUCACCAUGUACAUUAGCAUCCUUUUGCUGGGCCUCAUCAGCUUGGACCGCUACCUUAAGAUCGUCAGACCUUUUGGGAAGUGCGUCCUGCAGAAGGUUCGUGUUGGCCAAGUAUUGAGUGCAGCUGUUUGGGUGGUAAUGUUGACUUUGGCACUACCCAACGUUAUCCUCAGUGAUCAAACAACAAAAGUCUCUAAAGGUCGACUCAAGUGCACCUCCAUGAAGAGCGCAGCUGGUCUACAUUGGCACGAGGGAUUCAACUACUUCUGUCAGGUUGUUUUUUGGGGCACACUUGCCUUGAUGGCAAUUUGCUACACAUUCAUCAGCAAGAAGGUCUACGAGUCAUACAAGGCCUCAAAGAGCAGAUCUCUGGCUGCAAGUCGCAGAACCAAGGCAAAGGUCUUUGUGGUGGUGGGGGUGUUUUUCAUCUGCUUCGCCCCCUUCCACUUUGCUCGUGUUCCUUACACUCUGACCCAAACCAGAGGCUCAACGAGUCAUUGCCAGGCACAGCAAGCCUUGUACAUCGCCAAGGAAACCACGCUGUGGCUGUCAGCCACAAAUGUAUGUCUGGACCCACUCAUCUACGUCUUCUUGUGCAAGGUGUUCAGGAAAAGACUGACUUCUACAUUCUGCAAAGUUACUAUGGAAUCUCCCACAGCAACAUCAACACAACUGGAGAUGUCAAAGAUCGAUUACAGUACCAGACUGUCGGAGACUGGAAUGCCACAGAUGGAACAACUCAGAGACAUUUAAUAACUAUUAAGGUCCAGCCAUUUAUGGGGCUUGUAGAUAGCACUUUAUCUUAAUGACAGACGUUGCUUAAAAGAAAAUGAGCAGAGGUUUAUUGAAUUAAGAUGAAUGCUGUAUUAACAUGCUGUAUUGAAAAAGUCAAGCAUGUUUAUCAGUUGUCAUCGAGUUUCAUACAAACCAAGCACUUCUGCACAGCGUUUGCUAACUCAUGCAAUGCAUUUCCUUACUUGUGCUUUCUGUCAUUCUCUAUAUCCUGCUGUCUAAUCUGGUUCAAACUGCACUUUCCUUUGCAGAAAAAAAAAAAAACAUUUAGCAACAGUGUAAACAAGUUGACAGAGCAUAUUCUUAAAUGAUUAGUACUCGUCCAGCAGGAGCCAAAUGAUAAAAACUGAGGGAUAAACGGCUCCAAGAGAAGCUGUUCAGAGUAAUUUAGACACCAGGAGUCGUAACUCUGAGACAAACAAUACAAUCUUCACUUUUCAUAUUUAAAUUGAAUCAUGGACCACUGACCAUCUGUAGCCUACGGUAAUUACUGCGCAAAUAAAUACACUUUUUUCCAGAUUAUGAUUUCCAGGUCAUACUGUAAGUCUAAAACAUUGUAAAAUGUCAAAUAUAAUGAGAUCUAAGGCAAAUAUUUAUAUAUUUUUCAAGCUCUCCCAGCGCUGAAGAGAACAAUUCAGUAGCUCCGUCCGUGUUUUUUAGUGUUUUAUUCACUUUUCUGUUAGUCUGUAGCUUUUCAACCCUUGUGGGUUGUCUGUUAAUACAUAUCCCAUGGAUAUGAAGUACUUUUCAUUGGAAAGCAGCAGCAAAAACAUUGUUUAUUCAAUAAAGAAGCUCUUUAAGGUUCGGAGAACGGGACGUGCCAGCGUUGUUCACUCCAUACCUGAGGAGGUGCGACGGAAGUACCGAGGCUAUCUAUCUAUCUAUCUAUCUAUCUAUCUAUCUAUCUAUCUAUCUAUCUAUCUAUCUAUCUAUCUAUCUAUCUAUCUAUCUAUCUAUCUAUCUAUCUAUCUAUCUAUCUAUCUAUCUAUCUAUCUAUCUAUCUAUCUAUCUGAUCAAAUUUAAUCUAAAUACUGUAAUAUAGAAAGAGUAGUAACACUGAUUUAAGACAGGUGAAGUAAGGUGACUGGGCAUAAAAGCCACAGUAAUGUUUGGUACAGAUAUCACUGAAAAGAUUCAUCCUUUACAUAUUUCUAAAAGAUAUUUAAAACAUAUGUGUUUUAAAUGUAGUCUAUGGUUGGUUUCGGGCAGCAGUAAUAAUAAAGACACAUUUUUCUGCAGAGCGGCAUCUUUAAAAAUAUAAUUUCCUUUUACAUAUUGUAAAGACAAUGACACGCAGCAGCAGCUCCUGUGAGUGGGUUUUUACAGCGCAAAAUAGACAAAGACAAGAUUAAUCGCUGUUCUGUUGACUUGUUUAUAGAUCAUAGUUUUUUCUGUGUACAAAAGUUGAGUCAUAAUGAUGCAGUUGAGCAGAAUAUUUUCAGAAAAAUACAAAUAGUAAACAGAUUAAAGUAUUCCGUGCUAUAAAUUCUAUAAAAGAAAUUCAAAUUAAGACAAAUUAAAGAAACCCCCAAGAUAGCCUAGUCACAUGCAUGGAAGCCAGUUCUAGACAAAAAAAACCCACAAAAUAACAGGAACUUGACAUAUUCUUGUAACUGGCUUCAUGGGUGGUAAACAUUGCAUGUCAGGAAUGAUAGUCACUGACACAAAAGCCGAUUCUAAACGUUUCCUGUCAGUACACGGCUCAAGACAUCGUAAUAAAGGUUUAUGCUUCAUCUUCAAUUAAAAAAAAGAAAAAAAAUCCUUGAUCUGUCAUUUUAGUUUUGUAUGUCUUUCAGUGUCAUCUUCUGAUUUUCAGAUUGUCAUGUCUUUGUUAAGGUUAUGUUCUGUCUUAUUUCGAAAUUUCUGUAUGAUCUGUUUGAGAUUGAGUGAUUUCACCACUUCUCUUUACUCACAACACAUCUGUUUAACAUGAAUCAUCACCUUUCACUCUGUAAAUACUCCUUGGUUUCCAUUAUUUUUCUGCCAGGUGUUAAAUAUCUUUGCUAUGGUUCUUAUGGUCUCCUAUGCUGAACUCCUGCUCCUCUUAUAAUAAAUGUAUGUUUCCUUUACUGCUGCUUCCUUUAUCUGCUUUAUUUGAAUAUCAGUUCUUCAUCAGCCAACCAUUUGUGUACUCUAUUUGGGUCUUUGUUAAUCUUUGAACAUAGUAAAAUGAAAAAAGGGAAUUGACACAUUGCUGAGUUGUUCAGACUUUAAAUGAAACAUGUUGAGACUGAAGCGUUUGUCACGCUUAAAGCAGCACAAUGUAACUUUUCCACCUUAAUAUAAUACUUCCAGAGUCAUUGUGAUGGUACAUCAACUUACAACAGGUUUAAUGACACCUCUGUCAUGGUCUGAGGGGGUCUGUAUCGCCUUCACUGGCACAAUGUAACUUUGAGGUGGAUUGUAGUAACCCUUCCACACUACUGGUAAAUCACUGAAAGUUACAUUGUGCUGCUUUAACUCAUUUUGUAUGAUUUCAUAUUUUGAACAUCAGCAGGUAGCUGCAAUUCAAGUGAAGAAGUGUAAACUGAAUAAGAUGUGAGGAAAAAAUGGUUCUCUUUACAUCAAUCUACAGUAGGUAGAAAGAAAAGACAGAUUUAUUAGAUUUAAAUCAGUUGUAUCAAUUAACCAAAAACUCCCAAAAGUAAAGAAUAAACAAACUGAAU